UACACCUCUCCUCCUCCUCCUCCUUAACCUCCUCCUUCCUCGUCCUAGCUUCCUUUCUCUUCAUUCAGAGAAGUCUGCCUUGUAGAGACCAUCCCACUAAGUCUUUUCUGUCUCUGUGUUUUUCUCUUGUACCUCACUCUUCAUCCAUCAGUAUCUCGGUCUGCUAUUUACUUGAGGAGAAAAGUCUCACGCUCAUGGAGGCAGCGUUCAUGCUGGUGUUCAUGUCUCUUAGCUUCAGAACUCAGCCAUGAAAUUUCAUCGGACUUGACUUUUUGACUCAGCGUUCCCCUCGGAUUCUGAACUCACACUUGAUCCUUGUCUUUCCGUUUUGGAGCUGUUCUCCGAGGUGUGUGAGCCAGUUAACAUGGGUUCAGACGUACGCGACCUCAACACCCUUCUGUCUCCAGUGCCAGCCCUGCCAGCAGGCAACGGGAACUGCCCUCUGCCCGUCAGCAGUGCCCCUCAGUGGGCACCUGUGCUGGAUUUUCAUACUGGUGCCCCCUAUAGUUCGCUUGGCUCCCACUCCUUCAUCAAGCAAGAACCCACCUGGGGUUCCACAGACCCCCAUGAGGACCCACACUGUGGCCUCAGCGCCUUUACCGUCCACUUCUCGGGACAGUUUACAGGUACCGGGGCAUGCAGGUAUGGUGCAUUCGGAGCACCCACACCAAACCAGACACCCACCAGCCAGAGCCGGAUGUUCAGUAACGGUCCGUAUCUGUCCAACUGCAUGGACAGUCAGACUGGAUCCAGGAACCAGGGUUACAGUGCAGUUUCCUUUGACGGAGCCACGAACUACGGACACACACCGUCUCACCACGCCUCACAGUUCCCCAACCACCCCUUCAAACACGAAGACACCAUCCCGCAGCAAAGCAACAUGGGUGAGCAGCAGUAUCCCGUCCCUCCACCUGUUUACGGCUGCCACACGCCGUCAGACAGCUGUACAGGAAGCCAAGCACUGCUCCUGAGAAACCCUUACAACAGCAGUGACAAUUUAUACCAAAUGGCGUCCCAGUUGGAGUGCAUGGCCUGGAACCCUGUCAACCCGCUGGCGUCCAGCAUCAAGAGUCAUACAGCUGGUUAUGAGAAUGACCCGAGCACGCCCAUGAUGUACAGCUGCAGCACCCAGUACCGAAUACACACCCAUGGAGUCUUCAGAGGCAUUCAGGAUGUCAGAAGGGUGCCUGGCAUCGCUCCAGCCAUCGUACGCUCCGAGACCAAUGAGAAGCGGCCAUUCAUGUGCGCCUAUCCGGGAUGCAACAAGCGCUACUUCAAACUCUCUCACCUACAGAUGCACAGUCGCAAACAUACAGGUGAAAAACCGUACCAGUGCGACUUCACAGACUGCGGCCGGAGGUUUUCCCGAUCAGACCAGCUGAAGAGGCAUCAGAGGAGACACACAGGCGUUAAACCUUUCCAGUGUGAGACAUGUCAGAGAAAGUUCUCACGGUCAGACCAUCUUAAGACCCACACCCGGACUCAUACAGGUAAAACAAGUGAGAAGCCUUUUAAUUGCAGGUGGCCGAACUGCCAGAAGAAGUUUGCCCGAUCUGACGAGUUAGUUCGGCACCACAACAUGCACCAGAGGAACCUGACUAAACUUCAGCUGGCCAUCUAAAGACCUGCUUUUCCAAAUGCUGCAUCUGCUGUCAGAUAUAUUCCAGUCCUGCAGGUCUCAGUGCUCUCUGCAGGUCUCAUGAUGUCCAUGGUAUUUAGUUAAUGAGUUGAAAAGCUCAGUGGUUCAGGUGUUGAUCGGAGGGUCCCAGGUUCAAGUCGCCAGUGUUGGGCCCUUGAGCAAGGCCCUUAACACCUAACUGCUCAUAUGUGUAAUGAGAUAAAUGUAAGUCGCUCUGGAUAAGGGCGUUUAUCAAAUCCUGUAAAUGACAAGCAUGUACAGUAAUAAACUGCAUUGUUUGCAGCCUGCAAUGUCUCCAUGAUUGGAGAUCGAACGUUGUGCUGUUCAAAGAUUCACUUCACCUGUCCAAAGUUUAUGUAAAAAUCAAACUGACACGUGAUAAGAUUGGCAUUUAGAUGAUUAAGGUCUCAAGAAUGCUGUUGCUAGGUGACAGAGAAAUAUGGCAGGCGAUUGGUGUAAUGCCAGUUAAUGACUCAGGCUAUUAUUAAGCUAGCUGACAUGUAGCUGUUUGGUCUUUUUUUUUCGAAAGGUUAAAGCAGUGAGAGCAGGAGAUAAAAAUGACUUAAAUAUAAACAUUUCCCUCAAACAUUUAUUAUGAAAAAGCUUAACUGGAAUUAUGCCCAUUACAGUCAACAUUUACUGUAAACAGAUUUCACCAUGUUGAGAAAUGUCAAUGGGGUGGACAACUCAUAAAUCUGCUCUAUUAAAAAAAAAAAAAAUACAACAAAUAUUGACUUGCAGAAGUUAAUAUCGGGGUUGCACAGUGGUUUAAUGGUUAGCACUGUUGCGUUGCACCACCAGGGUGUGGGUUUGAUUCCUGCCUCGGACUGCAGACAUGCAGAUUAGGCUAAUUGGUGUUCCAAAAUUGUGUGUGUGUGUGCCCUGUGAUGGAUUGGCACCCCAUCCAGGGUGUACCCUGCCUCAUGCCCUAAGUCUCCUGGGAUAGGCUCAAGGUAUGGACAAUGAGUGACAGAGUAAGUGAGUUCACUCUUUUAUUUUUUUCUCUGGUUGUCAAACAACUUUUUU
Clarias gariepinus (North African catfish) is the source of this 2665-nucleotide messenger RNA. It is a transcript of the gene wt1a, whose product is annotated as WT1 transcription factor a. Gene Ontology annotation, cellular component: nucleus. Gene Ontology annotation, molecular function: RNA polymerase II cis-regulatory region sequence-specific DNA binding; DNA-binding transcription factor activity, RNA polymerase II-specific. The transcript has 9 exons. Gene Ontology annotation, biological process: regulation of transcription by RNA polymerase II. Bases 365 to 1621 code for a protein of 418 amino acids. NCBI's taxonomy places the organism in Eukaryota, Metazoa, Chordata, Actinopteri, Siluriformes, Clariidae. The record is from RefSeq and is a predicted model, not a curated record.